CAUUCGUGCUGCCUCACUCGAGCCACCCAAGCACGCCUUAGCUUGCAGUCUCGCUUGUCCUCGAGCACACACUAGCAGAGGUUUCAGCCAUGAGUAGCCGCCGUGUUGGACUCCUCUUCAUCUCCCUUCUGGCCAUCGCCCUCUCGUGCAGCGCGGAUCCGCCGCCGGUGCACGACACGGACGGCAACGAACUGCGCGCCGACGCGAACUACUACGUCCUCCCGGCCAACCGCGCCCAUGGCGGGGGGCUCACGAUGGCGCCCGGCCACGGGCGCCGCUGCCCGCUCUUCGUCUCGCAGGAGGCCGACGGGCAGCGCGACGGCUUGCCCGUGCGCAUCGCCCCGCACGGCGGCGGCGCGCCGUCCGACAAGAUAAUUCGGCUGUCGACCGACGUCCGCAUCUCCUUCCGCGCCUACACGACGUGCGUGCAGUCCACCGAGUGGCACAUCGACAGCGAGCUGGUGUCCGGCCGCCGGCACGUGAUCACCGGCCCGGUCAGGGACCCGAGCCCGAGCGGCAGGGAGAACGCCUUCCGCAUCGAGAAGUACAGCGGCGCGGAGGUGCACGAGUACAAGCUCAUGGCAUGCGGGGACUCGUGCCAGGACCUCGGCGUGUUCAGGGACCUCAAGGGCGGCGCGUGGUUCCUGGGCGCCACUGAGCCGUACCAUGUCGUCGUGUUCAAGAAGGCGCCGCCCGCCUGAUCGAGGUCCAUGCGGCGUGAUGGCGCGCGCCCGUAGCGUGCAUGUGUGCAUCUGAAUAAGGCGGGCCGAAACAGUGUGCUGUUUUUGUCUCUCUUAGACAAUAAGUGUGGUGCUGUGCUGUCCUUACUGCUUAGGCGGUUUUGUGAAACGUGAGAAACUUUUUUCAA
This is a messenger RNA of Aegilops tauschii subsp. strangulata, 868 nucleotides long. Its product is annotated as endogenous alpha-amylase/subtilisin inhibitor. The record is from RefSeq and is a predicted model, not a curated record. Lineage: Eukaryota; Viridiplantae; Streptophyta; Magnoliopsida; Poales; Poaceae. Gene Ontology annotation, molecular function: endopeptidase inhibitor activity.